AUGAUCAUUAUUCACCAUCUCAAUAACUCUCGUUCGCAAAGGAUUCUCUGGCUGUUGGAGGAACUCGGAGUACCCUACGAAAUCAAGAAAUAUCAGAGAACUUCUGAGCAGCUCGCUCCUCCUGAAUUGCUCAAAGUGUUUCCACUCGGGAAGUCUCCCAUCCUUACUGACACUGGAGUCGAUGGAAAGGAGAAUAUUACACUGGCAGAAAGUGGGGCUAUCGUCGAAUACCUCUUGAAGUUCUAUUCUACCGGAAAAUUCAACUCUGCACAAUCCGGCCAAGAAUAUAUCGACAAUCUCUAUUUCACCCAUUACGCCGAGGGGUCUAUCAUGCCUGUCCUUAUUCAAAAGUUAAUAUUCACACUAAUUCCACAACGCUCACCGUGGUUGGUACGCUGGCUGUUGAAUGGUGUAUUUGGUAAGGUCUCGAGCCUUCUGGUCGAGCCUGAGCUCAAGAAGCAUAGCGAUCUGGUUGAGUCGCACUUGUCCAGGAAGACGUUCAUUGCCGGGGGUAGCGAACCUACUUCUGCAGAUUUCUUGAUGAUCAUGCCGGCUGAAAUGUUGGAGGCUAUUAAUAUCGCUGGGCCGAGUACAAAGGAAUAUGUGAAGAGAAUUCACGAUCGGCCGGCAUUUAAAGUUGCCUUGCAGAAAGGAGGAGAGUACGCUUUUUCUGGCUUCUGA
Messenger RNA from Marasmius oreades (fairy-ring Marasmius), 681 nucleotides. RefSeq lists its product as uncharacterized. The record is from RefSeq and is a predicted model, not a curated record. Lineage: Eukaryota; Fungi; Basidiomycota; Agaricomycetes; Agaricales; Marasmiaceae. The coding region runs from base 1 to 681 and encodes 226 amino acids. The transcript has 5 exons.